Xyrichtys novacula (pearly razorfish) is the source of this 11760-nucleotide messenger RNA. The record is from the annotation of a GenBank genome assembly. NCBI's taxonomy places the organism in Eukaryota, Metazoa, Chordata, Actinopteri, Labriformes, Labridae.
UAAUAAAAAGAUGAUGAAAACAUUGUAGUAUAGUUUAAGCUAAACUGCUAAUACUACUCGUGCCGUCAGCAGUGACAGGCAGUGCAGACUCCGCUCCGCAUUUUCAUGCUUUCCGCAUAAUCACUUGGAAGAACUUCUAAACAGAUUUGUUAUGUUGCCGGUUUUUGAGGGCACAACAUACCCCGACAUACCUCGCAAAUCGGCUUAAUUACUCGACAUCACUUUGGAGAUACCCGAACCACCACCACACAACCGACGUUGAAUAACUUCUCAACAAUAACAUCUUCGAAGGAUGACUCAAAGUCACAGCUAAUAUCUAUUUUGCUGCCCUCAGCUUCGCGUUUAGCUCCACGUUUGGUCAUUCUGUUUACUUCUCCGGUAAUUUACAGAAGUGAGCAGGAAAAGCUUGACUCUGAUUGGCUGUUGUGACGCACAUUUCCACUAUGUUUGAUCGAGUAAAUACGCUCACUGCUGAUCACCAUGAUCGAACCUAGUUGAAAUAAAGCCCAAAUUGUUGUUAUAACAUGAGUCCAACCGGUAAUAAGCUUAAAAUUUAAAAAUGGCACCAAGUAGAGAGGGCAUGCCACCCCUGAGAACCCCUCUGAAUACGCCCCUGUAGAGAGGGGCCUCUUUGCGUGAUGAGUCCAGACGCCUCCUAUCUUCCUAAAUAAUGUAUAAUAAACCCCAAUGGAUAUCUUCACAAAGCCUCUCACUGCUAAGCUAGCUCUAGUUUCAACAUAACCAGACGCUUGAGUGACAAAAACGGCGUCGACAUGUUGAGUGUCAGUGAGCAGAAGACGCUGUUUGUGUUUUCUGGAGCUCACAUAUUGAUGCUCGGUGAAAGCAGCAGCACACAGAAACAUAAUUCCCUCUGAGGCUGAAUCAUAUACAGUCCGCAUGAGCCGUUAGCCGCUGCUAGCAGAGAUAAAGCUGUGGUUAGGAGAUAAAGACAGAAACGUUACCUGUUCUCCGAGGUCGAUGGCAACAUUGGUGAUAGCCAAAGGCACCAGGAAGCGGAGGAGAGGCCAGUAAGGACUGAGAGAUGGAAACUCCACCAUAGUACAAGCCGGGAUGACAGAGCGAGGGGCAUCUGCCUCGGUCUUGAUUGAUUAAAACGGACAAUCAAAGAUUAGCGGCUAGAAAAGGCGGCGGAGCACCUGUGUUUCUACCGAGAUCUGUGGCGUUAGAAGGAGGAGCAGCGUUUCUUCACAAUGCUUCGAUGCUGCUGAGGAGCCGAGAAGGAGGAGAAGGUCAACGGAAAUUUCAGACCGGCGCAUCUUCCUCCCAAAUCAUCAUCAAGAAGAGGGAGGAGGAGGAGAUAGAGGAGGGGGGGAGAAAGACGCAAGGUGACAUCAAACAGCGCCGAACUGGAGAGAGGAAGCGUCCCACCGUGUCGUCGUUUCAGAUAUGGAUGAUAGAGAUAAUCCCCAAAAAGGUUGGAUUAGUUUUCUAGCCCCGUGUACGACUGCGCCUGUGCUGCGCAGUCCGGUUGUUGUCGACACUCCCCGAGGCUGGAACCAACUGCUGCCGCACGUGGGCCUGGCAUCCCGGCCGUGACAUCAUCACCGAGUCUAAACCUGGCUGUUAUUUUUACUGCCUGUUCACACACACACACAAUCAUACACACACACAACAUGCAGGGCUGCACAAUGUAUGUUUACAUCAAACCAAAAACAAUGAGGCCGUAUUGUUCUGGUGGGGUAUUGUCAUGCUGAAUAACGCUUCACACGUUUUAAAGUGUCUCCGUUUACACAAGCCAACAAAACGGGGGAAAAUCUGGCAGGGCUUUGGUGGAAACAUGCUGAGGUGAAUGGAGCAGAAAGGAGCUAAAGUGAAAAAAAAACACAUACCUUUUGAUGCUAAAAUUACAACUUACAGUAAAAGAAAAGUUUUCCCACAGUUUUUUGUUUUUGUUUCCCAGCCCCUCUUUUUUUCUCCUCUCCUAUUUUCUUUUAGAUAACCAGACAAAUCCUGACAUAACAGAAGCAAAUGAAAGACUGACCCCUGGUGGGCAAAGUAAGAAAAGACAACCUCAGGAUAAGUCCAGUUUUCAAAUUUCAAUAUUUUUUCCAUCAUAAUCAGACUUUGAAUUUCAAAAACAACAAGUAAACAACAAUAGAACCCGAACCUCCCACCCACACAUAGACACACACAAGCGCACACAGAGUGAGAAUUUAAGAUAUGUUGUUAAAGAGACAUGGCCUGACACCGAGACAUUGGGUAAAGAAAGAGCUACCUUUGAGAAACACUGGAGAUAAAAGAUAAAAAACAGUGAAAAGAAAGACUAAAACCUGAUGGACUAAAACAAGAAAAUCAAAUAAAAUGAACAAAUAAGUAAGAGCUCUUUACAAAAAAAAAGGGAUAAAAGAAGUAAAAACCUCUAGUCAAGAAAUAGACUGAGAACAGAGAUAACUAAUAAGAUUACAUUAAAGAAACAUUCAGAACUUUGAUUAAAAUGAACAUUUGCAAUAAAAGAAAUAUAAAAAGGCAAUCAGAGAAAAGUCUGGUUAAAAAAGUGAGUCUUGAUCCUCUUUUUAGAAAAAUAAACAGUCUCUGCGGCCCUGAGGCGGGGAUUUAUCGAAAGAUUUUUGUUGUAAUUUUCACUGAAUAAGACAAGACAUAGGAUUUUUACCUUAAUACGUCUUAUAACACAGUUGUAGCCAUCCAUCAGGCCUGAGCUAAUGCAUUACAAUAAUGUACUAGUAUAUUACAGUAACCUAAAGGUAAAAUAUUCAAUUUUACUGUAAUUAACCAAGAAGAACAAAAUUCUUCUCACAAAGGCAUGUCAGUGAAAAGUCAGUUCAGUUAAUGGAUUUCACCUCUGACCAGAUGUUUUUUUCAAUAAAAAAAACAUGGUAUCUUUGAUUGUUUUGUUUCUUUUUGCUUAAACUGUACAUGUGUUGUGCUUAUUUCACAAAAAAAUGUAUUGCCACUGCACAGGAUUUACUACAGAGUCGAGUUAGUCAUUUAUCAGCCCAAAGAUUGCUCGAAUGCAACACAAUAUAUGUCAACUAUUACACAACAAGUAUGAUCAAAUUUAGUCACCAAACAGAUUUACAGAUGAGAAUGAAUGAAUAAAGAGGUUCUUAUAGGUACUAAAGUUUUAAUUAUCAGGUUAUCAGGUGAAAGAAAUAAAAAGAAACAACAACAAAUAUGGAGGAUCUCAGCAACAAUCUAUCAAAAAUAAGGAAUCACAACAGGUCCACCACGUUGUGUAAACCAAACAGUCUAUUGUCCAAGGCCAUACCCUGUUUCCUCUACCCUUUCACACACUUACAGGUAUGCAGAUACACACGGUUUCAGCCAAGGUGAGAUGGAAACAUGCCAGCGUCUGAGUGUAAAGAGCCGUAAGUAAAGCCUGGGUAAUGCUCAGUGAGUUGUUUUUGUUUCAGCCUGGUGCCUGAGGGAGCUUCUGUCGUGAUUUUAACAGUUGAAUCAGCCUUUUACCAGCAGGCAUGCCUCUCCUGGCAGCUGUAACCAAAGUCAGAUGUUUUCUCAAGAGCUUAAAUACCUGCGAGGACACUUUGUGAGUUGCAGGCACAGUAUAAUUUCUCCAUAAUGUUGGAUUGUUUUAUUACAUCUGCUGCUAACUGCUCACAGGGUCCUCAGUAAUAGAGGUGGUUUUCUUUUGAAAGUUAACUGUUGACUUUUACAAGCUGUUUUUUACAAGUCUAGAAGUGUGUUUAGUGCAGCAGUUCACCAACUGUGUGUGCUACUGCUCGUUUUGUGGGUGUGAUUCUGGACAACAAAGUCAGGAGUGGUGCCCAGGUAUUCCUAAUGAAUGUGUUUGAGCGUCAGUUGUUUUGUGUAUGUGUGUGUGUGUUCUUGUUUUCAAACGAGGUGGCACCUUUGGAUAAGCUCUCUGGUACUGGCAUGAAGAUGUGAAAACUUUGGUUGUCAUUUUCCAUGACUUGGAAAAGUGUUAAUAAGUUUCCCAGAUAAUUUAAAGCCUAAAGCAACAUUAAUUGUUUCUGUGGGAUGCCUGUUUUGAGUUGUUCUCAGUGACGUACCCUCUCAACUCUCACUUUUCUCGUUCUCCUUUCUCUCUUGUUCUCUCUUCCUCCUACGUACAUUCUUCUUUCACUUCCCCUGCUUCAUCUUCAAACUUUUCCUGCCCUGAAUUUGAACCCAGAACCAUUAUAUUGGCAGGCAGCAGUCUAAUCUUUUACUCUGAAGGCCUGCCUAGUGGCACGUUCUUUUUAGGCUUUUUUAUUCAAUAAUCUUAUCAUGGCUGUUCAAAGCCAAAGUUCAAAGCACAGUCCAAACAGGCAUAGACAGACUUUGUACAUUACGAACCCAGGACCAUUUUCUUCAAAGGUCUUGUCCUCAACACCAGAGGCCACCUCUUUAGGUCUUUUCAUCUUAUUUCCAUCUUGUCCAGUAUAUGAACAAAGACCUAUUUUAUUCAAAGACAGCAGUUUUAUCUAUGAUACUAGAGGUCUUCUUAGCAGUGCCUCCUUUUUGAGGUCUUUUCAUUCAACUAUAUCAUCACUGUAGUUCAAAAGCAAAGCUUGUGCCACAGUGUAAGGGAAGCAUUUCAUUCACAUUUAUUUGAUUCAAAGUCACUAGUCUUAUCCACCAUACCAGAGGCAGUGGCUUGCCUUUAUUGGUCUUUUCAUUUCAUUGUUUUGUUAUCGGUGUUCAAAUGCAAAGCUUUGUCAAGAGUGUGGAGGAAGCGUUUCAUUGCCAUCUCACUAAGAAAGCCUAAGACUGGGAUUUGACCAAAGAACUACUCUAUUAAAAGCCAGUUGUCUCAUCAGUUACACUAAAGGCCUACUUCACAGUGCUUGCUUUUGAACGCCUUUUUAGUCAGCUGUAUCAUCACCGUAGUUUUAAAACUAAAGCUUAGAGUACAUUGUGAAGCAUUUAAUUUCAAUCUCACUCCAAAAGCCUAGACCAGGAUUUGAACCCAGAACCAUUUUUCUCAAACCAGCCUGCUGUAAGGGAUCAGCUCUAACCAUUGUGCUCACAAAUUGCCUGGAAUUUCUCACUUGGGUUUUUUGGCUUGCAAGAAUUUUCUUAUUCUUUAAAAUGAAAGUUAAUAUUUCAUUGGGAUGAAAGUCUUGCUCUUCACAGGGGAUUCCCCAGCCCAGAUUAAAACCGUGAAAUAACAACGACCCCAUUUCACUAAGUCAUAACCUGCAGCAUAUCAUUCAUCAAGAAUAUUUUACAUUUAAAACAUGAUCUGAUUUACGCUCCAGUGGGAUACAACCAGAAUAUAUUUGUUCAGGGAUGAUCUUGACAAUUUAAAGCUUUCUUGGGUUAUUUGACUCAUGGUAGUUCAAAAUCAUGAUUCAAAUUCCAGCGUGAGAAAGUCUGAAUGCUCCUUCUCACACAACAAAUGCCUGAGUCCAGUUGAAUCCUGAACCAACAAGAUGGGAGGCAGCAGUGACAACCUUUACACUAUCUGUCAAUCAACAUUUUUCCAGUUUAUUCAACUUUCAAGUCAUUCUGGUAACUUCAUGAUGAAACUUAAUAAAUAGUCUUUCUUAUACAAACACAAAGCUGUCUGUUACUAUAAAGCACUACAGCUCAGGCUGUGUGUUGGGGUUUGAAUCAGAUACAGGCAGUGGUUCAAUAACUGUUGUCACUGUCAAUAAUUAAUGAGUCAAUUAGCUGUUGAGUGGUCGAACAGAUCUGCCUUGCUAUCAUUGUUGGCUGCUUAGCUGGCAGCUUCCUCUCUCCGACAAAGCUGAACAGAUAUUGAUUUUGUGCCUCAUAUGGCGGUAUUGAGCUGAACUGUGUGCUCGCUUUAUGAAGAGGAGCGGAGUUUAUCAGUUUAUCUGUUCAUACCUGCAGAUGUGUUUAACCAAAAGAAUGAAAGUGCAGGUUUAAUGUUGGACGAUGUUGACCCACACUAGAUAUAAGACAUUAGCGUGAAGUUGAAGAAGAAACAACAAACAUGGCAGGAGUCGUUUUAAAAGGGAAUUGUUGUCCUAUUUAUACCUAUGUCAGGGUUCCAGAUGCUCAAGAGUCUGGGGUUUCCUUUCUUGUCCCUUUUCAAUGAUACACCCGAUGUCUUCAAUGUGUGGCAAGUUGGAACUACAGGCAGGCCAGUCUACCACCCAGACACUCCUACUAUGGCGCCAUGCUGUUGUAAAUAAUCCAGGAUGAGGUUUGGUGUUGUGUUACUAUAAUAUUAAAAGCAUUAUUUGGAUGGUAGCUCAUGGUGCAGCAUAACUUGUUGAUACUGCUCGACAUAACGCUCCUCGUGACAUGAGUAUGUAUGCACCUUCAUAUCAAAAUGGAUGCUGGCUUUGAACUGUGUGCUCAGCCCUAAAGAAGUUGGCAGUGUAGCUUAAUUGUGCUUUUUUUUCUUUGCAUAAUAACAUUUUAAUCUCCAUUUGUGAAUGUAGCAAUGAACUGACUAUGGUUUUGGAAGUGAUUUUGAGCCCACGCAGUGAUUUCCACAAGGACAAAAAAAGAAUUCAUGAUUCUGUCGAUUUUGGUUGGCUUAUAGCAGUAUAAAAUUGCUUUUUGCUGCGCUGUUUAAAUGGGUAAUUGUAGGUCAUAUUUCCUUUGCCUUACCAAACUAGAUGUAAAUCACUGCCCUGAAUAGCAAAUAAUGAUUCCUUUUGCAAAUAAAAUCUCACUGCACUUGCACUUUACUAUACAAACCUCUUUCAUGACUGUGUCAAUCAAAAGUGGUGGAACCAGUUUUACUAAGAGAAAAAAAAAGACAAUUCAAACUCUCUGGCACCUUCAGUCUGCACUUAUCUGAGGAAAUGAUGCCAGCUGCUCUCAAAGCUCUCCUCUGUGUCUCCAGAUGAUGUGAAAAAAAUAAUACAGCAACACAAGAAACAUCCGGAGCUGAUACACAUGCUGACCACAACAUUGGAGACUGAGUGAUGGUGCAUCCUGGAGUGAGGAAAGGAAAGAAGAGAAGGAAAGGAGGAAGGAGUCAGGUUUUCCUUUUCACUUCCUCUUGGCAAGAGAGAAUUUACUCCUUUACUCCUUUUCUUUUCACCUCCUGUAGUUGCUUACCGAUUCAUUGAUUCGUUUUUUCACAAUUAUCUCACCUCAUUGGUGUGACAGUCAUGAUUUUGAAAAACUCUGAUUUUGAGAUGCAUAUUUAGAGGUUUUCUAAAAUUUUAUGUUGCGUAUUUAGGCAUUCAAAAUAAAAAAUGGAAUCAAUGAAUAUUUUUUAAAAAGGCUACUAGUGUAAGGGCAGUUCUUUACUGCCCCCCCUUUUUUUCAAUCAUACUGAGUGGUGACAAUGCGACCCUUGUUCCAGAAAACGUUUGCAUGCUGUGAAGGCUGCCGUACAAAGGUGAAGUGGAAAAACUGUGAUGUGAAGUUUGUCUUUUUUUUGGAACCAUAGACACUGAUACUAGAGAGCAGAUUUGAUGUCAGCACACAUUUUAAAAGCUUACAUCUGUGAUGGUACAGGGACGCAUGUGUCUAUGGCAUGCACAGCUUACACAUAAGAAGGCAGCAUUAAUGCUGAAUGCUGUACAUGCUUUGGAGCAAUAUGCUGCCAUCCAAAAAAUUCAUUUUUCAGUUGACAUGUUUUUAUGUUGUCUAGAGAAUAUUGAGUUUAAAUUCAUCGCAAACCCUAAAACUCUGUUUUUGUCGACAUUACUUUUCACGUUUUACACGCUGUUUCAUUGUUUUUGAAAUUUGGGUUGUACUGAAAGCGGUGAUUGCUUUGGCUUUUGGGGCCACUCAAUAGCUUUUACUUGAUUACUGAAUUCAAUAUUCAAUGUAUUUCAUAUUUUGUAGUCCAAUUUCUGCUUGUCAUGUUUGUAUAAUGAUCAAAUUAUUUUAAUGAGCCACUUUGACCUUGUAAACCACUUUGAAUUGCUUUAUGCAAGAAUGGUGCUUUACAGUCAGACUCCUCUUGUCCUGUAGAUGAGCUCUUUUUUAUGUGGCCUUGUUCUCAAAAACAUGCUAUAAAGUGACCUUAUUCUUGGAUUAUAAACUUUUAAGAUACCAGAUUGAAUCUUAAAUCACAAGUCGCUUGUAUCUUUGAAAAGUGAAGACCGCUUAAUCAAAAGGCUGCAUGCUUCGCUUUUAAUUUCCUUGAGGGAACCUUCCCAAAAGGAUAAAUAAAAUUGUAUCUAAUCUAAUCUAAUCAAAUGUUUGGCUGGUUCUUAAAAUACUAUUUGAUGAAGUGACCCAGUAACCCCAAUAAACAGCCCCACUAACCUACUCUAAGGUACUGUUUUAAUGGAGCCAUCUCUAGAGUUGCAUUCAACCUAAACAAGAAGUCUUCAAAUUUGUGUUAUCUACUGUUAAUCUUUAAUCUCUGCCUCUGAAUAUUUCUUAAAGUUCAGGUUCACCUUGAUCUGUCUUUGACCCAGCACCUUUUUGGCUGCAAUCCAGGCACUCCCUGCAGCACUAUAACCGGCAGAGGGCGCUACCAGCCCGUUCAAUUUCCCUCUUCCUCCUCCUCCUCUUUUACACAGCCAAGGAGAGCACCUUCAUCCAACUGCGGUACCCAUUUCACUCCUUUAAUUACUUCCUUCCUGUUGUUAAUUGGUGCCAAUCCGUCCAACCCGCAAAACCGAACAAUAUUACACGGUCAGUACAUAGAACAGGAACGCUUAAGACAACUAUAAGUGUUUGCAUGAACCCAAAAUACUGCAUUUACUCACUACUUGUCGAAUUCACCUGUUCCUGCAGCCAAUUUGCUGCAGACAGAUCGAGGUAAGCUGCUGCACCUGUCAGCCAUUUCGAUGUUUUACUCUGAAAUUGCUGCAAAAUUUGACCCAACCUGGCAACAAGCAUCAUUUUGCAAUUCUGCAAAAGGUAGUGCGUAGUUUGUAUGAAUAAGCAAGUGAAAUACUCGACUUUUACGCUAUAAAUAUCCACAAAUCGAUGAACUCUUUACAAGGAAAAUCUGUAGAGAGGAUUGGAAGUGAAUGUGACACAGUUUGGGGUGUUUCUGAGGUUUCAGGCGUGGUUGUAGUAAACGAAACCAACGCAUAUUAUCUUCUACUACUACUUGCAUUAGUAUUUCUUGCAUGCCUCCCGUCAAUGAGCGCUCUACUCUACUAUGACCCCUCCCACUUCUCCGUAGCCGAAGAAGAGGACCUUACCGAGAGAAAACCCCAUUUAAUGACAGUUUAUACUCAUGAAAGCGUGUAUUUCUCGAUAAAAUCGUCACUAAUAGCGUUAAGAUAGUAUUCUGGUUGAUAAAAGUAGGAAUUCGAGAUGUUUUAUUUGAUCUUUUCAAUACCGGCGAGUGUUUCGCGGGAAAACUCGCGGAUGGAUACAGCAGAGGAGUCGCGGAGGGGGAGGGAGUGAUGCGGCUUUUUAUUGCAGCUUGCAGAGCGCUCAGCUGUGAUUCUCACGCUGCUGAUGACAGACUGAGUGUCGUCCUCACCGGCUCGCCCGUGCAGCCUUUCAACCCUCCAUGCAUGCUUCACACAGCCGCACUGAAACGAACCGCAACACCCCCGUGGAAGGAUUUAAUGUUUCUUUCGUGUUGGACUAAGUUUCCUGCCCUUUUUUGCGCAUUUUGGGUCGAUUUCGCCCUGCUUUCCUCUGACGACUGUUUAUGUUUGAAAAGGUAAGGGAGGGAGUGGGUUUCAGGAGAUUGCGCAUCACCUUUUUCCACAUUUAGUGAAGGUGGGAAAGUGUGUUAGAGUAUCUUUGAGAGGAGUUGAGUGAAGGUGGGGUUUUCCCUCAUGUAUUUGAGCACCUGCUGCUGCAGCGCUUGUGCAUGCAUGCAAGGCGUGCACACCGAGCUGAUGUUUUGGAGUGACCAUGUGAUGUAGUUUACACAUAGGGUCAGAGUUGCUACGAGCUUGCAGACAUCUAGAAUCUAAUUUCUCUAUAUUUCCUCACUCAGCUUCGCAUUAAGGACACACACAGCAGAGACACCAUGCCGCUAAAUUCAAGUUUGGCGAGUAAAAACUAUGACUACGACUACGAUUCUCUCCAACCGUAUUUCUACUACGAUAACGAGGAGGAGGAUUUCUACCCUCAGCAGCUUCAGCCUCCGGCACCGAGCGAAGACAUCUGGAAGAAAUUCGAGUUGCUACCGACCCCUCCCCUCUCCCCGAGCCGCCGGCCGUCCCUGUCAAGCCUCUUCCCCUCCACGGCGGAUCAGCUGGAGAUGGUGACCGAGUUCCUAGGCGACGACGCGGUCAACCAGAGCAUAAUCUGCGACGCCGACUACUCCCAGACCUUCCUCAAGUCCAUCAUCAUCCAGGACUGCAUGUGGAGUGGGUUCUCCGCCGCGGCAAAGCUCGAGAAGGUGGUCUCGGAGAGGCUCGCCACCUUGAACGCUGCGCGUAAAGGGUCUGCUGCGGCGCCUGUGGAGUGCGCGGAUCCUACCGGUGCGGCAGCGUGGAGGUUAAACAGCAGUUACCUACAGGAUCUGAACACAUCCGUGGCGGAGUGCAUCGAUCCGUCUGUGGUUUUCCCCUACCCUGUGGCAGAGACACCCAAGCAGAGCCCUGCAGGGACGCCGCCUAGUAAGGAUUUGGGGCUGGACACGCCACCGAAUAGCGGGAGCAGCAGCAGCAGUUGUAGUGACUCAGGUAAGCGUCACACCCCCUUUCUGCAAGUGGGAUUUCUCCCUCAAUGAGUGCAUGAACUGUGUCCUAUAAAAGGAGGUCAAUUGUUGUUUUAAUUCAUGAGAUUUGCAGGCAGAAGACACGCUGUCAUGCUGCUGUGAGAUGAGCCAGAGGGCACGGUUGCAGUGCUAACUCAUGUGGAAGGAGAGAUAGUACUCCAUACAUGCAUGACUGUAACGCUUUUGCUUUCUGUCCUGUGUUGCAGAAGAUGAUGACGAUGAAGAAGAGGAGGAGGAAGAAGAGGAGGAGGACCAGGAAGAGGAGGAGGAGGAGAUUGAUGUAGUCACGGUGGAGAAGAGGCAGGCAGUGAAGCGGUGUGACCCCAGCCCAACCGAAACCAGGCACCCCAGCCCGCUCGUGCUGAAGAGGUGCCACGUCUCCACUCACCAGCACAACUACGCCGCCCAUCCAUCCAUGAGGCACCAUGAGCAGCCGGCUGUCAAGAGGCUGAAGCUGGAGAGUACCAGUAACAGCGGAGGAGGAGGAGGGGGAGGUGGUGGAGGAGUCGGCAGCAGCAGCAGCAGGGUCCUCAAACAGAUCAGUAGCAACCGCAAGUGUUCGAGCCCCCGGACGUCCGACACAGAGGACUACGACAAGAGAAGGACUCAUAAUGUUCUGGAGCGCCAGAGGAGGAACGAGCUCAAGUUGAGCUUCUUCGCGCUCCGGGAUGAGAUCCCUGAGGUGGCCAACAACGAGAAGGCAGCCAAGGUGGUGAUCCUGAAGAAGGCGACAGAGUGCAUCUACAGCAUGCAGUCAGACGAACAGAGACUCCUCUCAGUCAAAGAGCAGCUGAGGAGGAAAAGUGAACUUUUAAAGCAGAGACUGUCACAGCUGCAGGCCUCUCGUGCUUAAAGUUUGAUUCAGAGACGUUUUUCUGCCUUUUGUUUUUUAUGCAAGUUCAAGACUUAGGGUGUACAGUUGUUGUUGCAUGCAAAUGCAAAUCGGAUUAAGUUGUUUGGAAUCUUGUUUGAUUUCAAUGUUAAAACUGCCUCAAUUGAAGUUAUGGGUGGAUUAAAUAUUUAAAGUUUAUUUUUAUUAAUAAAAUAUUAAAAUGGGGCAACCUUGUUAAGGGCCCAACUAAAAUAUAAAUUUUUAUGUUUUGUAUAUAAUUAAUAUUUCCUAAGAAAAUGUAUUUUUGGAUCUCAAUUGUCUGGAUGUUCAGACCCAGUGUUUGUUUUUUUCCAUUAUGUUCCUAGAUUCUUUUUGAAAUAUAAAAAAAUGUUUCUUCUUGAAA